GCUCUGUGUGUGCGGCUCGCGGGAGCCACUGCCAGCCUCUCCCCCAGCACUACCGCCCCGAGAGCCCCGAAAGCCCCCAACCCCCCGGAGAAGGUGGCGCUGGACACAUGGAAGCCGCUCGGCUGGAGCCCAAUGGCGGGCAGGGGCCCCAUGAUCCCGGGGACGCUGCCAUGGAGACCGGGCAUCGGGGGGAACCUGAGGGGCCCCCUGAUACAGGGCCCGGGGGCGGUAAGGGGGCCCCUACUGCAGGGACCUGGAGCAAUGAGGGCCCCAGGGAUGCAGGGGCCAGGUCCAAUGAGGGCCCCAGGGAUGCAGGGGCCAGGUCCAAUGAGGGCCCCAGGGAUGCAGGGGCCAGGUCCAAUGAGGGCCCCAGGGAUGCAGGGGCCAGGUCUACUGAGGGCCCCAGGGAUGCAGGGGUCAGGUCCAAUGAGGGCCCCAGGGAUGCAGGGGUCAGGUCCAAUGAGGGCCCCAGGGAUGCAGGGGUCAGGUCUACUGAGGACCCCAGGGAUGCAGGGGUCAGGUCUACUGAGGACCCCAGGGAUGCAGGGGUCAGGUCCAAUGAGGACCCCAGGGAUGCAGGGGUCAGGUCCAAUGAGGACCCCAGGGAUGCAGGGGUCAGGUCCAAUGAGGACCCCAGGGAUGCAGGGGUCAGGUCCAAUGAGGACCCCAGGGAUGCAGGGGUCAGGUCCACCGAGGGCCCCAGGGAUGCAGGGGUCAGGUCCACCGAGGGCCCCAGGGAUGCAGGGGUCAGGUCCAAUGAGGGCCCCAGGGAUGCAGGGGUCAGGUCUACUGAGGGCCCCAGGGAUGCAGGGUCCAGGGAUACCGAGACCAGGUUCGUUGAGGGGCCCAGGGAUGCAAGGGCCACUAAGGGGUCAAAUAGCACAGACACCAGCAACAGGGAGGGGCCCAGGACUCUUGGGACCAGGAGCCAUGAGGGGCCCAGGGAUUCGAGGACCAGCACCUGUGAGGAACUUAAACCUCCAGGGUGUAGGAGCCAUGAAACCUCCCAUUCUACCACAACAGAUGCCGAAAACCAAUGGGCUGCUAACUCCGAGGGGCUCCAUCCUUCCCAGUCCAAUGGGAAUGAGACCUCCAUUACUAGUGGGACCAGCAGCAGUAAGGAGCCCUAUUUUGGGAGGACCAGUACCAGCCAGAAACUCGCUGGCACAGAAUCCUGUUCAGAGCCCAAUGAUGGGGAUGGGUCCAAUGACACCAAGGACAACACUGAGGGGCCCACUGAUGCCAGGAUCACAGACUCCUUUAAGAUGCCCACCAUUCCUGCCCGCUCAAGUGGGAAUGAAAAGACAGUGGAACAACGAGACAAACCAGCAACCUCACACAUUUCUCCCUCACUUGGCAUUAGAGGCACCACUAGGGAAGCGUCCACGGAUGUCAGCCACAGGCUUCCCUCUGAUGCCUACCGAACCUCGCCUGCCAUUCCCUAUCGGGAGCCUUCCUGGUCCGGGCAGCCCCAGGCCCUUUACAACCUGGAGAUGUUAAAAAAUGGUAAUAUUGUAUCCACUAAAAGUCUGAAUGAACUUGACUGGAUAGUUUUUGGCAGGCUACCUUCGUGCCACAUUUCUUUGGAGCAUCCCUCUGUUUCUCGUUACCAUGCUGUGCUGCAGUAUCGCCAGAUUCCAGGUACCGAACCAGAUCAAGAACCUGGCUUCUAUAUUUAUGAUUUGGACAGCACCCAUGGGACAUAUUUAAACAAGCAGAGAAUACCGCCUAAGACAUAUUGCCGUUUUCGAGUGGGGCAUAUGGUUAAAUUUGGUGGUAGUACACGACUGUUCGUUUUACAGGGACCAGAAGAUGACCAGGAGGAAGAGUCUGAACUUACAGUUACUCAGAUAAAGGAAGCACGUAGACAAAAGGAGAGCCUUCAGAGGAAAAUGUUAGGAGAUGACUCCGAUGAGGAAGACGUAACCGAGGAAACAGAGAAGAGCAACGAGUCGACAAGUUCUGGGCAAGAUGCUGGUUGCACGUGGGGAAUGGGUGAUGAUGCCAUUGAAGAAGAAAACGAUGAAAAUCCGAUUGCGAUGGAAUUUCAGGAAGAAAGAGAAGCUCUUUACAUGAAGGAUCCUAAGAAAGCACUAAAGGGUUUCUUUGAAAGAGAAGGGGAGGAGUUGGAAUAUGAAUAUGAAGAUCGAGGACUUUCCAUUUGGCUCUGCCGAGUCAGGCUGCCUGCGGAUGAUUCCUCUGGAAAGCAACUGGUGGCUGAGGUUUUGCACACAGGGAAGAAAAAAGAUGCCUCCAAAGUGUGUGCAUUGGAAGCUUGUCGAAUGUUGGAUAUGAGAGGCUUGUUCCGGCAGGAAGCAGUUUCACGGAAAAGGAAAUCGAAACAGUGGGAGGCUGAGGAUUUCUAUGACAGCGAUGAUGACACUUUUCUAGACCGUACUGGGUUGGUAGAAAAGAAAAGACUCCAUCGCAUGAAAAAGGCUGGAAAGAUUGAGGAAAAGGCAGAAACCUAUGACUCCUUGGUUGCUAAAUUAGCUAUCGUAGAGAAGGAGGUAGCGGAAAUAGCUUCAAAACUGAAAACAUCGCGAACAGAUGAAGCACACUCGAGUGGACAGGGUGAUUCCCUUGAUGCGUUUAUGACUGACAUCAAAUCAGGGGUCGCCUUGGAUGCCGUGACCCGCAAGAAGCUUCACCUGCAAUCAUUUGAGCUGAAGAAGGAGCAAGAACGACUGAAGGGACUAAUAAAGAUUGCACAGCCCACCAGACUGCCAGAUCUCAUUACACCAACACAAGAGUCAACAGCAAAGAAGAUAACAUUGCCAAUGUUUGGUGCAAUGAAAGGGGGCAGAAAAUUUAAACUGAAAACUGGAACUGUUGGGACACUGCCUCCGAAACGUGCAGACCUUCCAGCUAGGUUCUUUGCUACAAAGGAUGACAGUAACCAGCCAGUGGUGGAAGAAGAGGAGGAGGAAGAUGACGACCUGCAGAAACACACAAAAGAAAGCCAAACUCUUCUGGAUUCUGGCAGAGAACAGACUGCUCAUGAAGACAGUGAAAUGAGAAGCUCUCCAGACACACCUAGUCCUCUCCAGCCCCCACAUGCUGCGGAAACAGAACACGGAGAGAAAAAGUUGAUCUUUCAAGGACUAAAGAAUGUCAGAAGUUCAGACCCUAAAGAUGAUCUUCCAGGCGUUAGCGACUGCAGAUCAACAGAAUUGAAAGAGGAGAAAAAAACAAAUGUUGCAAAGCAGAAGAAGGUGCAAGGUCCAAGCAGACCUCCACAAACCUUGACUUCAUUACACUACCCCGAGGAUGACCCAGAUUACUCUGUGUGGACGCCACCUGCAGACCAAACAGGUGAUGGACGAACGCAUCUGAAUGAAAAAUAUGGUUACUGAAACUGAGAUCCGUCCUUAAAGACAAGCUGAUGGUGGCCACCCAAUAAGGCAACUGAAAAUGGUCAUGUUAUGCUGUGCUACCCAUGUCUGUUUGGGGGUUAGAGGAGCGAUUCUACGGGUUUGCUAAGUGUUUGCUCCCCAAAAGUAGUGUUCCUCUAGGGAGCGGUUUGCACAAACCACAUUUAUAUCAGGAAGCUCCUUAUUACUCUGUACUCUGAGCUCCAGGAAAGUGCUGGUAUACUAAAUGCCCUAUUUAAUUUAACCAGAAUUGACACUUACAAUCUGAAAGCCAUGUGCAAACAGCACAUUGCUACAAAGUAUAUGUAGAAUAAUUCUCCUACCCUUCUAACCAAACUAGAAUGGCCUCUGGGUCAUUCUCCCACACUUGCAAGAUUAGCGCACGAGAUCGCUUAACAAAGCCAAUGAAGAUCACAACAGAAUGAUUGUUUUAGGGACAAUAAGAUACUUUGUGUCCCUAAUUGUCUUCUCCCAUAUCUUUGCCUUUAUAUCCACAUCUACAAAUAGUAUGGCCCUGCAUGAUAACUGUCUGAUUGCUUCCUGAAAUAGAGUAAAAAUAGAGCCACACAGCAGGAAUACAUUUACUAAAGUCGAUACUUCUCAAACCAUGAAUUGGAUUGGCCGAUUCUCUGGCUGGUUUCCCCUUCACCAUAGGAUUUGUAUCAAGUACAGAAAAUAAGUUUGAACCCCCUUAUAACAUGUACAGAUAUCUGAUUUCCGGAUUUGAAGCCUGGCUGGUCCAAAGCUCAGUGGAGAACGUAUGCAUGUGAGCUGCUAAGAUCACAACAUAAUGGCUUUUGAGAAAGCUAAAAUAGUCAUCGUCAACCUAGGAUCACAGCUGCAUUUUGAGCACCAGGUGUGCAUAUCAUCUCUUCGUUAACAUGUCUCCCGGAUGCCUCCAAAGAACCUUACUGUCUCCCGGAUGCCUCCAAAGAACCUUACUCACGUCAUUCACAUUGAAUUAUUUCACACGUUUCGGAUUAAAUUGUUUUAUUGAAACCACAAGCUUUGUAAAGCAGAGCUUUUAUAAUAGGCUUGUAGUUUAUAUGCCAUAUAGAUCCCUUUACGACAUUAAGCUUGUUUUUGGUGUGAAUAUUUUUGUUGUGUUGAGUGUUUGUUUUCAUUAUUUUAUUUCUAUCUUGUAUAAUUCUGAUGCUAGAAAUACCUCUGUUUGUAGUCUUGUUUCUAAAAUAAGAUUAAAAAUACCAUGUGAAUGUG
Messenger RNA from Pelobates fuscus (common spadefoot toad), 4592 nucleotides. It is a transcript of the gene SLC4A1AP, whose product is annotated as solute carrier family 4 member 1 adaptor protein. The record is from RefSeq and is a predicted model, not a curated record. The transcript is spliced from 14 exons. Lineage: Eukaryota; Metazoa; Chordata; Amphibia; Anura; Pelobatidae. The coding region runs from base 108 to 3356 and encodes 1082 amino acids. Gene Ontology annotation, molecular function: protein binding; mRNA binding.